Messenger RNA from Sipha flava (yellow sugarcane aphid), 5175 nucleotides. RefSeq lists its product as uncharacterized. Gene Ontology annotation, molecular function: nucleic acid binding. NCBI's taxonomy places the organism in Eukaryota, Metazoa, Arthropoda, Insecta, Hemiptera, Aphididae. The record is from RefSeq and is a predicted model, not a curated record. Bases 1 to 5175 code for a protein of 1724 amino acids. Gene Ontology annotation, biological process: DNA integration. The transcript has a single exon.
AUGGCGAACAAAAAAGAAUAUGAUGAUUUAUUAAUCGAUAGAGCUCGCAUAAAAGCUACUGUGUCGAGAGCUUUAUCAAUAUACACGAAAUACAAUUGGACAGAAAACAAUUUAGAAGAAUUGAAGUUAAGAAGAGAAAAAUUAUCUAAACAAGGGGAUUUAUUUGAUGAAAUUCAGGAUAAGAUAGAGCACAGCACUUUUAAUAUCACAACUGAAAUUGAUAAGGAGCGUGAAGGUUUUGAAGAAAAAUACUUCGCAACACUAGGAGAGUAUAACAAAUGUAUUAAAGAUUUAGAAGCAACCCAUAAUACAACAAUCUCACAAAAUUCGUCAACAACUAUUGCAAAUCAUCCGUCACGACUUCCGACGAUCCCAUUACCACACUUCAGCGGUAACUAUCAACAGUGGAAACCAUUUAUUGAUCAAUUUAAUGCUCUUAUCACAAAUGAUACUUCACUAUCAGAUGUUCAAAAAAUUCACUACCUAAGGUCAUGCUUAAGUGAUCAAGCAUUCGAUGUCGUAAGCACAUUGGCAUCAACAGAUAGUAGCUUCAAUUCGGCCAUGGAUUUAUUAAGACAAAGAUAUGACCACAAGCGAAGAACUAUACAAUCUCACAUACGCGCAAUUCUGGACUUGCCAAAAAUUUCGAUAUCAUCAGCAACAACAUUAAGUACACUUAUGGGUGAAACUCAGAAGCACAUACAGUCAUUGAAAAAUCUCGGUCAAAGCGUUGAAAAAUGGGACUCAUUAAUAAUUGAAAUUGUGUUGAGAAAAUUAGACAAAAUUACUUUACAACAAUGGGAGCUGUCUCUCCAAACCACCGAUGUUGUGCCAUUUUCAGCCCUGGAAACAUUUUUAGAUGCACGAAUUAGAUCACUUGAAGCGUUUGAAGGAUCUCAGCGAAUCAACGUGGAACCACCACGAACAACAAAAAAUACAUUUUCCAAACAAGGAUCAUAUUUCGUCGCGCAAGACAAUAGCAAGGUACUGUGUCCUGUUUGCAACCAUAGUCAUGAAAUUUAUAGGUGUUUUAAAUUUAAAAAUAUGAAGGUUCCCGAGCGUUAUACAACAGUUCGUAAACUACAUUUAUGUUUCAAUUGUCUCUCGGCUGGUCAUACCGUUGAAAAAUGUAGCGCUGGUAAAUGCCGAAGUUGUGAUAAAAGGCACAAUACUCUAUUACACGACAUUGAGCGAAAAAACUCUAGAACUGAACAGCAAGGAAAAGAAAAGCGUCCAAUAGAGCAAGAAAUUACGCAUGGACAUUCUUCGAAUCAAGAAGAAUCUACGUCGUCAUUAUGUGCACAUAUAAGACACAACAGUCACGUUUUACUGGGAACAGCUGUCGUGAACAUCGAAAACAAUUUCGGUCAGUUAGUGAAAACUCGUGCUGUCUUAGAUAGUGGUUCUCAAAUCAAUCUUAUCUCAAAUCGAUUAGCUACUAAGUUAAAUAUUCCAAGACAAAAAGGGACAAUGCCAGUGAGUGGCAUUGGAUCUUCAUACGUGAAUAUCUCUUCUUGGAUAUGGGGCAAGUUGCACUCACGUCAAUCAACGUACUCCAAACAAACAGAUAUGUUUGUCAUUAAUGCAAUCACGCAUCAACUACCUGUUGCACACAUUGAUGUCUCAACAUGGGCUUUGCCAGAUCACGUUCUUAAUCAAUUAGCUGAUCCAAAGUACAAUCAACCUGCUGAGAUCGAUUUAUUACUCGGUGCAGAAUUAUUUUUCGAUCUAUUGGGAAACGAGCAAGUCAAACUAAACAAUGGAUCAAUAACUGCAUACAACACAAAGCUUGGGUGGGUACUUUCAGGAAAGGUACAAUAUGAACAGCGAACACCGUCAUCAAUGUGUUUAUUAGCGUCAAUACAUAAUGCCACCCCAUUAGAUGAAGCAAAGGAAACUGAAAAUCAUUUUUGUUCAACAUACAUCAGAAAUGAGUCAGGUCGCUUCGUUCUUAAACUUCCAUUCAAAGACAACUUCAAUCUGGGAACUUCAUAUGAUAUGGCUCGGAGACGAUUCUUUAGUCUUGAAAAAAGAAUGUCCCUAAAUGAAAACCUCAAAGGCCUGUACAUUGAGUUCUUAAAGGAAUACGAAACACUUGGACAUAUGACACGCAUCGAAAACUCAUCAAAUAUCCACACAGAGUGUUAUUACAUGCCUCAUCACGCAGUGUUGCGCUCUUCAAGCUUAACAACGAAGCUGAGGGUAGUUUUUGACGCAUCGGCAAAGUCCAGCAACGGAACUUCGUUAAAUGAUGUGCUAAUGAAUGGUGGCAUAGUUCAAGACGAUCUAGUAUCAAUUGUUCUGCGUUUUCGUCUUCAUGAAUAUGUUAUGACAGCAGACAUUGAGAAAAUGUACAGACAAAUUUUAAUUGACCCAGCACAUAGAAAUUAUCAACGUAUUUUAUGGAGAGACUCCCCUGAAAAGGAGUUAUCUCAUUAUCAGCUCAAUACCGUAACUUACGGAACAGUGUCAGCACCAUACCAAGCCACUCGAUGUCUACAAGAACUAUCAACCCUGAAUGCUAUCAAUUAUCCUCGAGCAGCUGAAGCAAUUAGAAAGGAUUUCUACGUCGAUGAUCUGUUGACGGGAGCAGAUUCAAUUGAAGAAGGCAUAAAGCUACAAAAUGAUAUCUCUCUAAUAUCAAAUUCAGCUGGAAUGAAUCUCCGGAAGUGGUGCUCAAAUAGUGCAAGAUUAGUAGCCAAUAUGACAAACACAAACUCGAAUGAACACGUAAUGCUUGAUUUGGAGGACAAUGAUACAACUAAAACUUUAGGUUUAGUUUGGAACCCAAGAAAGGACCAGCUUCUAUUCCGAGUAUCACCUCACUCAAAUGAUCAUCCAUACACAAAACGAACAUUGCUGGCUGAUCUAAAUCGAGUAUUCGAUCCACUAGGAUUCCUGUCACCACUAUUGAUUCGUGGUAAGAUGUUUAUACAGGAACUCUGGCAAUUGAAGCUGGAUUGGGAUACUUCAUUACCAAAUGACAUGUGUCAAAGGUGGUGCAAGUACACAAAUGAACUUUGCAAUUUAGAUGAUCUUCGAGUUGUGCGCAAGGUGAAAUCGGCUCCAGUAGGUGAUUUUGAACUACAUGGAUUUUGUGACGCCUCAAUUGGUGCAUAUGGAGCAUGCAUCUACAUAAGGCAGAAGCAACCUGACAAUUCUUAUAAGUGUCAUCUGUUAAUAGCAAAGAAUCGAGUAGCACCUUUGAGGACAGUUUCCAUCCCACGCUUAGAGUUAUGCAGUGCACUCGUUCUAGCAAUAUUAAUGGAAAAGGUCACAAAGGCAACAAAUGUCGAUUUGAAGCGUUGUACGUGUUGGACUGAUUCAGCUGUUGCACUGGCGUGGAUACGGGGAAUAUCCAGUCAAUGGGCAACAUUUGUUUCAAAUCGUGUUUCUGAAAUUCAGACACUCACUGAAGGCAUGACCUGGAGACACGUACGAACGAAAUUCAACCCUGCAGAUUUAGUGUCUCGUGGCAUGACUGCGACAGACCUGAAAGAGUCAAAAUUUUGGUGGAAUGGUCCAACGUUUCUUGAACAACACGAUUCUCAAUGGCCAACAGAAUUAUCAAUUACUCCUGCAGUAGACCAACUUGAAAGGCGUCCAACUAGAUUCACAUUAUUAGUAAAAAGAGACGAUAACAGUUUGUUGAAUCGAUAUUCUCGUUGGACUAAGUUGCUUCGUGUCACAGCCUUCAUACGCAGAUUUAUACAUAACACGCGUGUUGCAAAGAACCAGCGGAAAAACAGCAGUCAAAUCUCUGUUCAAGAAAUCAGAGAAGCAAAAAGUACCUGGAUUAGGAUAACACAAGAAGAGGAAUUUCAAUGUGAAAUCAAAUCCCUUCAACAGAACACACCACUGUCCAAGCGCAGUAAACUCAUCGCACUAAGUCCAUUUCUUGACGAAGACAUAAUCAGAGUAGGAGGUCGAUUACAACAUUCUCAUCUGCCAAAUAAUCAACGCCAUCCAGCCAUUUUGCCAAAGAGCCACAAAGUGACGGAAUUAAUAUUCAACGAAUACCAUCAGCGUUUCCUUCAUGCGGGCCCUCAAAACUUACUAGCAAGAAUUCGUCAAGAGUUUUGGCCACUUGAUGCAAGAAACACUGCACGAAGAAUUGUCCAUAACUGUAAAACAUGCUAUCGUGCCAAGCCCAUAACGUUCCAACCUGUUAUGGGAAGAUUGCCACAACUUAGAGUAACUAAAACAAGACCUUUUACAGCAGUAGGAGUGGACUUUGCUGGACCCAUCUACUUGCAUUCAGGGCCACGAAACCGAACAGUGACAAAGGCCUACAUCGCUGUUUUCAUAUGUUUUAGUACCAAGGCAGUUCAUCUGGAGGCUGUCGGAAGUUUGUCGGCACAAUCUUUUUUAGCCGCUUUACGCCGUUUCUUUUCGCGUCGUGGUCACAGUGCACAUAUUUAUUCUGAUAAUGGGACAAAUUUCAUCGGAGCAAGAUCAGAGUUAAGACGUUAUUACCAAGAAAGAUGCAACACAAACAAAACUGUGCCAGAAACAUUAGCAGCGGAAGAAAUACAAUGGCAUUUCAAUCCACCAAGCGCUCCACACAUGGGUGGAAUAUGGGAAGCAGCCGUCAAGUCCACUAAACACCAUUUAACAAGAAUUGUCAAGUCAGCAAUGCUCAACAUGGAAGAAAUGAGUACCCUUCUAUGCCAAAUCGAAGCUUGCCUUAACAGUAGACCAUUAACCCCUCAGUCAAGUGAUCCAGAGAGCUUUGCGGUACUGACUCCAGCACACUUUUUGGUUGGUGGAUGUCUGACCCUUCCCCCAGAAGUUCAACAUCCAGAGAAACCCACCAAUUUGAUAAAAAAAUGGCAACUUGUACAGGGGAUGAUGCAAGUGUUUUGGCGUAGAUGGUCAUCAGAAUAUCUUCAUACAUUGCAAACACGAGCAAGAUGGAAUAUAAGCAAAGGGAUGUCAGUUGGACAAGGAGAUCUUGUGUUAAUUCGAGAAGACAAUCAACCUCCACUUAACUGGCAUGUCGGCCGAGUAGUUAAGGUGCAUCCAGGUUCCGAUAAAGAAAUAAGAGUAGUAACAAUAAAAACGCAUGGAGGUAAGACGAUUCAAAGACCGGUUGUAAAAUUAUGUCCACUUCCAUACAUGGACAAGGAAGACAACAUGCAACUCUCACAUGUCGGGGAGAAUGUAGCGGCCUAA